CAACACAACACCCAAUGCCUAUAUCACACUAUUCUUCCUUCUCCUCCUCCUUAUAAAUAGCAAUAUAUUCAAUAAAGAGCCUAAUUAAAUCUUGAAAAAUGGCAUCAUGUUUAUCUUUACUCUUUCUUGCUUUACUUGUUGUUUUUCCCUCUUGUCAUGUUCUUUCCCUUUCUUCAUCCAAUAAUGAGGAUGAGUUUAUGGUGUCUUCUGUCAAAUUCCCUGUACCAAUGGCAGAAAAACUCAUCAAACAAUUUAAUUUGUUCCCUAAACAUGAUAUCAACAAGGCUUCAUCAUCACCCUUAGCUGCUACUCAUCAGCAAACUCUCUUUGAGAAGAGAUUCAAUUUAUCUUAUCUUGGUGAUUCUGGAGCCACUGUUCAAGAUUUGGGUCAUCAUGCCGGUUAUUAUAUUCUUCCACAUACUAAAGAUGCAAGGAUGUUUUAUUUCUUUUUUGAAUCAAGAAGCAGCCAGAAUGAUCCAGUUGUUAUAUGGCUAACAGGGGGGCCAGGAUGUAGCAGUGAAUUGGCUGUGUUUUAUGAAAAUGGACCUUUCAAUAUAGCAGACAAUAUGUCACUUGUUUGGAAUGAUUUCGGCUGGGACAAGGUCUCAAACUUAAUAUACGUUGAUCAACCAAUUGGAACUGGUUUCAGUUAUAGUUCAGACGAUGAUGACAUUCGUCACGAUGAAAGGGGUGUUAGCAAUGACCUUUACGACUUUUUGCAGGCUUUCUUCAAGGCACAUCCUCAGUAUGUAAAUAAUGAUUUUUACAUAACUGGAGAAUCAUAUGCUGGGCAUUACAUUCCUGCAUUUGCUUCUCGUGUUCAUCAAGGUAACAAGAACAAAGAAGGAAUUCAAAUAAAUCUUAAGGGAUUUGCCAUUGGUAAUGGACUCACUAAUCCAGAAAUUCAGUACAAAGCCUACACUGACUAUGCAUUGGAUAUGAGAUUGAUCAAACAAUCUGAUUACAAUGUCAUUGACAAGUCAUAUCCAAAAUGUCAACAGGCAAUUAAGCUUUGUGGAACUGAUGGUGGAAGUGCUUGCAUGGCGGCAUAUCUUGUUUGCACAAGUAUCUUCAACAAGAUCAUGAAUGUUGUGGGUAACAAAAAUUACUAUGAUGUGAGAAAGACUUGUGAUGGUGAUCUCUGCUAUGACUUCUCCAACAUGGAAAAUCUCCUCAAUGAUGAAAAGGUUAAACAUGCCCUUGGUGUUGGGGAUAUUGAGUUUGUCUCGUGUAGUUCUACAGUUUACCAGGCAAUGCAGUUGGAUUGGAUGAGGAAUCUUGAAGCUGGUAUUCCUCCACUUCUUGAGGAUGGAAUCAAGCUACUUGUCUAUGCAGGGGAAUAUGAUCUAAUCUGCAACUGGCUAGGGAACUCGAGGUGGGUACAUGCAAUGGAAUGGUCUGGGCAGAAAGAUUUUGGGGCAGCACGAUCGGUUCCUUUUAUAGUAGAUGGUGAAGAGAAAGGAAUUGAAAAGAACCAUGGGACUCUAACAUUCCUUAGGGUCCAUGAUGCAGGACACAUGGUUCCAAUGGAUCAACCUAAGGCAGCACUUGAAAUGCUGCAGAGAUGGAUGCAAGGGAAAUUGUCUAAGGAAGGUCACUUUGCUCAUAUGUAGUUUCUUCAACUUACAACUAAGGCCCAAUAACAGUUCAUACGGAAAAAUGUGACACAAAUCAUGUAAAUACUCUUUCAACAUUUCAUGUCUAUUUUGAGGAUAAUGGUGUUCUGUCUGUGCCAUGUAUUAAAAUGUCGAAAAACCACAUCAAAUCCUGGAAUGAACUUAGAUGUAACAAGUAUUCAUGGUAACUCAUGCAACAAUAGUUAAUAAAAUCUUGAUUUGUUUUUCCAAUUA
Molecule: messenger RNA, 1850 nt
Organism: Solanum lycopersicum (tomato)
Lineage: Eukaryota; Viridiplantae; Streptophyta; Magnoliopsida; Solanales; Solanaceae
Product: serine carboxypeptidase-like
Biological process (GO): proteolysis
Cellular component (GO): vacuole
Molecular function (GO): serine-type carboxypeptidase activity
Source: RefSeq, a predicted model, not a curated record